GGGUGUUGUCUCUUUAGAAUGAGCUGCUGCUCAGGUUUAUAUUAGGCAGGGAGUGACUCCUCUGAACGUGGCCUCUGCCUUGGCAAAACUCCCACUGGCCUGUCACUUAUUCUAUCACUGGUGAAAACUGCUGAGGGCCACUGAAAGAAAGGAUAAGGACACUAGGAAGAACCAAAGUUCAGAGACUGUUUCCACUGCUUCCUUGGGUCUGUCAUCAAUUUAUUUGCCCCCGUGGGGCAGUAUUUUUUUAAGACUGUUUUUGUAUAUAUUUAUUUAUUUAUUUUUGGCUGGGGUGACUGUAUCAUCAGAAAGACAACAGUUUAUUAGUUGUCUGAAGAAAUAAAGACAAGAUGUUGCAAGAGCUGUUUUCAAGCGUCUGGAGGUUCUACGACUAUCUUCUGAAAAGAACUGAUGCCAGAGUGCGUGAUUAUCCGCUGAUGCAGAGUCCCAUUCAGAUGACGGUCAUCUUGCUGGGAUAUGUGUUCUUCGUUUUAUACGUGGGACCACGUUUCAUGACCAAUCGCAAACCUUUCCGCCUCAACACAACUAUGAUCGUCUAUAACUUCUCUAUGGUGGCCUUCAACGCCUACAUUGUUUAUGAGUUCUUGAUGUCUGGCUGGGGAACAACGUACACUUGGAGAUGUGACCUCUGUGACACCUCCAACAGUCCUCAAGCUCUCAGAAUGGUUCGAGCAGCCUGGUUAUUCUAUUUCUCUAAAUAUGUUGAACUUCUAGAUACGGUGUUUUUUGUGUUGAGAAAGAAGCACAGUCAGGUGACGUUCCUGCAUAUCUUCCAUCAUUCCAUCUUGCCCUGGACUUGGUGGUGGGGCAUUACUCUUACUCCUGCUGGUGGCAUGGGUUCUUUCCAUGCUUUGGUGAACGCGUGUGUCCACGUCAUCAUGUACACCUACUACGGUCUAGCUGCUGCAGGGCCACGCUUCCAGAAGUAUCUUUGGUGGAAAAAGUACAUGACGGCUAUCCAACUGAUUCAGUUUGUACUGGUGUCUGUCCACAUCUCUCAGUAUUACUUCAUGGAAAAGUGUGAAUACCAAGUUCCCAUCUUCAUUCAUCUCAUCUUGAUCUAUGGCACAUUUUUCUUCAUCCUCUUCUCAAACUUCUGGAUUCAGGCUUACGUAAAGGGCAAGCGACUACCUGUUUCUAAGGAGGACAAACCCAAACAGAAUGGCAUUAUCACUGUGAUUGAGCCUGUGGUAGUGGCCAAUGGCAAACACUUGGAAAACGGCACUGUGCACUACACUAAUGGAUUUGCCCACAAUGGGAAAGUGAAGGAGGUCUAAGUGGACCUGGCGUCAGAGACAUGGUUGUUAGAUUAUUUUUGUCAAAUUUUCAUUUUUUUUUUUUUUUAUGAUUGUAUGGGAGAUGAAAUGGCACAUUGGAUCUGGCGGUGGGUCCCCCUUUCCUUGUAUUUAUGGAUGUUGGAGGCUGGGGAGCACUAUGCAUGAAGAGAAUUCGUCCACUGAAGUUGGCUUCAUUGACGUCACUCUGAAACCUGACAGCAUGUCUGUGGUUUAAUCCAGUUGACCUUGGCUUUUUCCUGGCAUAUGAGUCUCCCAGUUGUUUGCACACUGUACAGUUCUCACAAACUUAAACUUGACUGUAAAUAAAUAUUUUCUCAGUUUAUUGGAAA
Molecule: messenger RNA, 1648 nt
Organism: Ctenopharyngodon idella (grass carp)
Lineage: Eukaryota; Metazoa; Chordata; Actinopteri; Cypriniformes; Xenocyprididae
Gene: elovl1a
Product: ELOVL fatty acid elongase 1a
Exons: 8
Coding region: 351-1298 (315 amino acids)
Biological process (GO): fatty acid elongation, saturated fatty acid; very long-chain fatty acid biosynthetic process; fatty acid elongation, polyunsaturated fatty acid
Cellular component (GO): endoplasmic reticulum membrane; endoplasmic reticulum
Molecular function (GO): fatty acid elongase activity
Source: RefSeq, a predicted model, not a curated record